Molecule: messenger RNA, 1287 nt
Organism: Verticillium alfalfae VaMs.102
Lineage: Eukaryota; Fungi; Ascomycota; Sordariomycetes; Glomerellales; Plectosphaerellaceae
Exons: 2
Coding region: 1-1287 (428 amino acids)
Source: RefSeq, a predicted model, not a curated record
AUGGCCGCGCACCCCGUCCUCGACCUCGACACAACACUCGCCUCGCUCCCACCUCCCGUCACGCAAGACAUCCGCGCCCAGGUGCAAGCCCAGCUGCGCGCGCCCUCGUCGCAGGUCCCCCUCCUCGUCGCCCUCGAUGACGACCCGACAGGCACCCAGACCUGCCACGACGUCAACGUCCUCACCGUCUGGGAUGUGCCGACGCUGACGGCCGAGUUCAGCCUGACACGGCGCGGCAGUGGCUUCUUCGUGCUCACAAACUCGCGCGCCCUGCACCCGGCCCCGGCCCGCGCCCUCCUCGUCGAGAUCUGCACCAACCUGCGGGCCGCCUCGUCCGCGACCGGCCUUCCCUUUGAGAUUGUGCUGCGCGGCGACUCGACGCUGCGCGGCCAUUUCCCGCUCGAAGCCGAGGCCGCCACCGCCGCCCUCGGCCCCUUUGACGCCUGGCUGCUGUGCCCCUUCUUCCUCCAGGGCGGCCGCUACACCGUGGACAACGUGCACUACGUCGCCGAGGGGGGGCGCCUCGUGCCCGCCGCCCAGACGCCGUUUGCCGCCGACGCCACCUUUGGCUACGCGAGCUCGACCUGCGCGACUACGCCGGCCACAGGCCGCGACGCUUUCUCUACCGCACGGGCGCCGCGUUCGUGUCGGCGCGGCUCGGCAUCAAGCCCAUCGCGCCCAUCACGGCGGCGCAGCUCCAGCUGGGCGACUCGGACGCCGCGUCUUCGUCGUCUGUCGCCGCCGGCGGGCGGCCUCAUCAUGGCCGGGUCCUACGUGCCCAAGACGACGAAGCAGCUCGAACACCUCCAGCGCGACGCCGGGCGCCGCGCUCACGACCGUCCAGGUCGACGUUGCGGCGCUGCUCGCGUCGGCGGCGUCGCGGUGUCAGGAGAACGGCGCGCGUCGUGGCGGCGGCCCGAGGCGUCGGUCGCGGGCGGGCGUGACACGCUCGUCAUGACGUCGCGGGGGCUGGUCGUCGGCGCCGACGAGGCCGCGAGCCUCGACAUUGGGGCCGUCGUCGCUUCGGCGCUCGUCGACGUGCUGCGCGGGCUCGCGACGCGGCCGCGGUACGUCGUGGCCAAGGGGGGCAUUACGAGCUCGGACAUGGCGGGCAGGGGGCUCGGCAUGCGGCGGGCGCGCGUCGUCGGGCAGGCGGCGGCCGGGGUGCCGCUGUGGCGGUGUGUCGAAGGCGGCGGCAAGUGGCCGGGCGUGCCGUUUGUCGUGUUUCCGGGCAACGUUGGCGGUGACGAGACGCUGGCGGAGGUGGUCAGGGGGUGGAGGGCGUAG